This is a messenger RNA of Frieseomelitta varia, 2265 nucleotides long. RefSeq lists its product as uncharacterized. The transcript has 3 exons. The record is from RefSeq and is a predicted model, not a curated record. Lineage: Eukaryota; Metazoa; Arthropoda; Insecta; Hymenoptera; Apidae. Bases 81 to 1220 code for a protein of 379 amino acids.
GUUUAUUUUAGGGAUCUCUGAAAAUACGCGUACACGUUCCAUCGUUGAGGCUCAGUUUCUUGUUGCCCCGCAAUAGGAUCAUGGCUCUCAAACGGUGUCUACUUUCGAUCAUAGUGAUAACGAUUUCAAUCGCUGUAUCGCCAAUUUUCACGUGGGAUCCCGAUAAUCACCGCUACGAGAGUUACGAUCUGGAAAAAGGUCCAGUCUUCUACGAAGCUUACUAUCCAGACGCGAACGAGGAACCACGUAGCAACUAUCAAAAGAAACGUUACUUCGAUCAAGGGACGAUUCUGGAGAAAACUUAUCAAGUACCCACCGAGCAUCUCGCGUAUCCGGAGAACAAUAUUCAACUGGAUAAUUAUCAGAACAGAGCCGACACCGGCAUCCGAAAUGACAAUCGGUUCUUCUUUGAAACGAACGCGCGGCCUUUGGACGUGAAAGAGAUCUCGAAACUCGCCAGAAGAGCGAUUACCCGGGAUUUGGAAAACUGGAACACCCUUGAGAAUUAUUUGGAUCACGUCAAGUACCAGGAUCUUGUGUAUCGUCGUCGAUACGUCAUCCCUGAGCCAGGAUACAGAGUCGAGCAACCGAUUCGUGGACAGGAGUCGAAUUUACCGGAUCCCUUGAACGAACGGCGCGAUUUAAGAAGAGAUCUCUACGAAGAGGUUCGAGAAGAACCUUUAGCCUUACCCAGUCGCGUUGAAUCAAAUGGAGGCCAGAGGGAUUCGCUCAGAAGAUUGACUGUGCGUGACCUUACUAACAGAGAUUCCUUGGGAUCGUUCAGAUCGAUACGGUACGAAAAUCAAUCGCCAAGAGAACGUGACGAUGUGAUACAAGCUGUAAGAACGAGCCAGAUAAAUAUGCCAUCGAUGAGAAACACUGAUCCAUCGAGCUCGGAUCCGAUCGUGGAUCCUUAUCCAACGGAAAACAUUUUUGCACCGCGACCUCAGGUGAUUAAUUACAUCUUCUCGAGGAAACCGGAAAUAAAAGAGAAUGCGGAGAAUAAGGUUCAGAGUUUACCUGAAACAAAAGAAACUGGCGAACGUAUGCCCAGGAAUUACGGAGAUAAUUUGAUUCGGGAUGAAAUGAGAAAAACCACGGAGGAGGAUAAAGACGUGAAAGUGACGUCCAUCGAAGUUAGCGAAGUACCUAGACACAAGACUCGCCACCAUCACGGGGAAUGGCCAAAACGCGACUAUUCUCGCCGUCGUCAGUCGUAAAAUUUGCAAUUCUCGUGUAUAAGGCUUGUUCGAAGAGAAAUUGAUUUGUCUCGUUAAUUUCGAGUUCUUUCGGAGGAUGUUCAGGACGAACAAUAUUUUAUUUUCAAUAUAGUAUGUAGUUGAAAUAUUUAUUUAAUAUAGUAUGAUACAACAACGAUACAAUUUUCUAUAUAACAACAUAUAGAUAUUUCGCUACGCCUUGUUCGUUUAAACAUCACCUUAUCAUCACAUUUAUGCAACUGUACAUGUACUAACAAGCGAUAACACCGCAUAUAUAUAUAUACAUACAUACAUACACAUAUAGGAAAAUAUGUAAUUUUAUUUUUGCGCUCAUGGAAGCAACAACAUGCUGAUAUUCGAUAAAUAAAAUGAUUUAGAUAAUGUUAGAAUGCAUAAACAAUGUACAAAUGUGAUGAAUUGAUGAAACGAUGGUGAUGGUAAUUGUUUCGAAAGUGUUGAUUUUCAUUUAGCAUGAAAGUAUGUUGGAAAUAUCGAAUAUAAUUUUUUAGAAAUAUUGGCGAACAAAUAAAAAAAACAUGUGAAAUAUGUUUAAAAAAAGGCGAACAGGAAUGUUUAGGUGAUGCCUUUCUUUCUGAUAAAAUGGCAAUAUGAUACAUUUAGGUGUAAUUGAAUUUAUGAAUGAAUUUCGGAUACUGUAAUAAUUAUACUAUGACGAGGACAAAACCACAAGUACUUUAUAAGUAAUCUACACUAUUGGAACACAACUUCGUCUGGUGAAUAGUCUCAGUUAGCUACAUCUAAAACAUUAUAUUAAUUUUUCAAUUCUCUUUUUAGAUAUCUAGCCCAUACUAAAAUUCUAUGUUCACAUAAAUUGACUGUUCUUUGUGUACAUUCGGCAAGAUAUCAUUAAUCUAAAACUAUUUCACACCUUUCUCUGUAUAUUAAAAUAUUAGAGUAACAAAAUUGCACUGAAUCUAUACAACUUACUGUUAUGUAUGUAAAUACUGUACUACAUGUUUACUACUCGAAUCGUAUGAGUAAAAAUAUUUACAGAACUGUAAAAUAAAUUACAAAAAUAACUUAA